This is a messenger RNA of Maylandia zebra (zebra mbuna), 1836 nucleotides long. Its product is annotated as gasdermin-E. Gene Ontology annotation, biological process: programmed cell death. The record is from RefSeq and is a predicted model, not a curated record. Gene Ontology annotation, cellular component: cytoplasm. Lineage: Eukaryota; Metazoa; Chordata; Actinopteri; Cichliformes; Cichlidae.
CUCGCCUGUAGCUUCUCCCGGACAGUGCUGUCUUUCGGGGAUUUGCUUCACAGUUUCGUCAUUUGCUCAAAUAGCUGUGUGUGAACUUUCACUUAGAAAGCCAAAGGACUACUUUUGGAUUUUAUUUUUUACGUCAUCAUCGGUCACAUUUCGUUACUGACUGUCAACUCUGAGAAAGCUGUCUGUGGUGCUCGUCUUCUGGAGUCAUGUUUUCCAAGGCCACUGCCAACUUCGUCCGUGAGAUUGACCCCGAAGGACUUCUCAUCCACGUCUCUCGAGUAAAUGACUCUCACAAACUGGUUCCCAUGGCCCUCGUGAUCAAACGCAAGCGCUGGUUUUGGCAGAGACCCAGGUACCAACCAACAGAUUUCACUCUCGGCGACUUGUUGCUGGGUGACAAGGAGCUCAUCCCGGGAGUGUCAGAGUCAGAAUUCUUGACCUACAAGGGGACAUAUGGAGCUAAACUUGCUAGUGAUCUGGGCCCCGAAGCCGGCUCUGCAAGUAUCAGACUGGAGGGGCGUGGCACUACCAAGCUCCAGUCAUGUUUUGGCCAGCUGAAGAAAGAGGAGGUGAAUGUGAAGAAGCUAUUACUUGACUCGGACAACAGGUCGGUGGACAUGCAACACGUGCUGGUGAGGCAGAUAGAGAAGCGGGCUGAGGUGGUGGGGCUAGUGAAGGAGAGGAUCUUCACCACCAGCCCCUGUUCCAUCACCCAGACAAAAGUGGAAGAGUGCACCUUUCAAGGGGUGCUCGGGCUGGUUGGCAUGCUGGGGAGUUCGGUUAAGGUGUGUGUGAAGGACAGCAACAGCAUUGAGAUAGACAGCGAUGUUUCUGUGGAGAUCCCCUCUGGUACAGUCAUCGCGUACAGCAUCCUGGAACUGGAGGUUAAAAAAGACGGACAAUACUACAUAUGUCUACAACCUGGUGCAAUUGGAGGCUUUGAGUCAGACUCCAUCUCGAGGUCCUGGCCUUCUGAUGAUUGCUUCGACACAGUGGAUGGAAAGUGCAACGAGCAGAAGGUUCCACAGAAACCCCCCCUUAUUGCACUUCAUAAUGAAUCGCAGGAAAAAGUCCUUUCUCCUCUGGCAAAGCUCCCCCAGCCGACCCGAUGGGCUUUAUUCAAGAAGCUCCAAGAAACUCUGAAUGACAGUGCUGCUCUGUCAUAUCUGCAGCUUGUGCUUGAAGAUUUGUGUAGCAAUGAAAUACACAAUGGGACCCCAAAAGAAGAGCAGCCCAGUGCAGAGAGUCCCACUGAAAGCACCCUAAAUGCAGCGCACCUGUUGGUCAGUGCCAUGGAAGAGUUGCCCAAAGAAACUCUGGAACUUCUGAGCAAGAGCGCUCCUGACUUUCUGCAGGCUUUCAACAUGCUGGUGUGCAAGCUAAAGAGCAGCGAUGUUCUCAACAUUCAGUCUCUUCCUGCCCUGCUGCAGGAUAACCAGGCCUUUCAGCUGGCAGAGCAGUUACUUUCCUCUGCCAGUGUGAUGCUAAGAAGAGACGCUGACCUCCUGUGGAUGGAAACCAGAGAUAAUGCAGGAGUCCUACCAGUGGUCCUCUUCCUCAGCAUCCAUGGAUUGUGUUUGCUCUGCAAUGCACUUUAAUAGUUGUAGUGCCUGAGUGUGCACUCCCUCUCCUUUUUUAUUGAUUGUAUUUGCACCAUUUCUUUUUUUAUUUUAAAAUCUUAUUACAUGUAAGCUUGCUAUCGUUUGUUACAAGACUUUUUCAUAUUAUUAUCAUUAUUACUUUUAAAACAUUGCUUUAGAUUUAUUACAGAGCAGGGGAAAUUUUUUUUUUCAUAAAUAUGUUUUUAUUAUCUAAAACAAACAUUGUCCAUCCAUC